AUGGUCAAUCAUUCUCUACAAUAUAAAGAGAAUCUGACGGAAAGUUCACCAUCAGCAGCACCAGACUCUGUGGAAACACAAGAUUUUUCCACUCAUCUUGAUUUGAGUCGUAUAACCGUGCCGAAGAAGAUAGCUCACUUAAAGGCCGGUUAUACAUUAUGUAGUAAUGGUGAAAUAUUAAUAUUACAAGAUGGUGUCACGGCGUUACAAAUAAGAAAUCGUACAUUAGUACCACAACAUCUUCAGUGGAAUCGUGGUCUUAUCCGCGAUAUUUGUUGGUCAUCAUUACGUCAUGUAUUUAUAUUUUUAUGUCAAAAACGUGUUUAUAGUUUUGAUCCGACAAAUCCAGAAUCCGAAACAAAUAAAUUUCAAGAUAUUUUACCGUACGAGGAAAAAGAUUCAUUUUGGAAAUGUUCAUGUAUUCAAUCAUCACUUUAUAUUUGUUAUUCGGGAUACGCAACAUCCGUCGAAGAAUAUGAUCUAUCAUCCUCUACUCCUACGUUAAAAAAGCGGUGGAUUUCGCCAAAAUCAUGUUUGGCAACAGAGGGCAUAUGGGCGAUUCAAUGUCAUCAAGAUCAAAUUGGUUUAACAAUAAUGGAUGUAACAACAAAAGAAUGGCGAAUAGAAGUUCGAAACAUGAAACUGAAAAAAUUAUGGGAUCUGAAGAUUCCUAUUACUACUGGUGAUUGUGAACUAACUUUAUUACCGAACAAUGAUUGGCUUGUUAUAAAUAGUUGUGGUAAUCGUUUAUUUCAAAUAUCAGAUCGCAAAAUGAAAGUAGCUGUUCAGUAUGAGAGGGAACUAAAAAAUGCCGUGAUGUUUGCUGAUAAGUUUUUUAUUGUACGAACAAAAAAUACAAUUGAAAUCCAUUAA
Molecule: messenger RNA, 873 nt
Organism: Didymodactylos carnosus
Lineage: Eukaryota; Metazoa; Rotifera; Eurotatoria; Philodinida; Philodinidae
Source: the annotation of a GenBank genome assembly